GUGACAUGGCUUUCGUUGCCUCGGAAAGACCAACUCGCCGUUCUCACACUCGCUCGGCUCAGUGAACCUCUCACUCAAACCUCACUCGGCUCAUACAUCUUCUACCAACUCAGGUCAUUCGAUCCUAGCCUCCCCGAUUCGACGAUCGCUUACCAGGCCGGUAUUCUCCAUGCUGCAUUUCCUGGCGCGCAGUUUUUGACCGCAAUAGCUUGGGGGCGCUUUGCGGACGCUGAGUACGGAGGUCGGAAGCGCGCUAUUUCGAUUGGUCUUCUAGGCACACUGGUGUCUAUCAUAGGAUUCGGUUUUUCUCAUAGCUUCCUUACGGCACUAUUCUUUCGCUGCCUUGGUGGCGUAUUGAACGGUAACGUCGGGGUGAUGAGGACAAUGAUUUCCGAAAUCAUCAAAGAGAAGAAAUUCCAGAGCAGAGCCUUUCUUUUGCUGCCCAUGACUUUUAAUAUUGGCGUCAUUAUUGGCCCGAUUCUUGGUGGCAUUCUGGCCGACCCUGUUGGCAGCUAUCCGUCUAUAUUUGGCCCUGGGUCGCUAUUUGGUGGCGAAAAAGGUGUCCAAUGGAUGAUCAAGUCGCCGUAUGCUUUACCGAAUCUGAUAAGUGCUGUUUUUCUCUUCAUGGCCGCCUUAAGUAUCGUUUUGUUCCUCGAAGAGACGAGCGAGCUCUGCAAGGACAAGCCUGACUUCGGCCUACGCAUAGGACGUUGGAUCCAGCGCAGAGUCUUCCGGCAACGAUCCGCUGAUAAUCAUGCGUACACUGCAAUACCUGGAGAUGAGCUUGCUUCAGUAUCGGCUGUGGAGAUGCAAGCUACACCCACAUCUGCGCACCCAGAGCCAUUGUCUCCUCGGACCGUGGACCCGGUCUUAGGAAGACCGAAGCUGCCCUUUCGGCGGAUGUGGACACCCAAUGUUCUCAUUACCCUGUUAUCUCAUGGGCUAAUGGCAAUGCACGUCGGCACUUUCAACCCUUUAUGGUUCACUUACCUUUCUGCUCCACGAUAUGACCCAGACCACCCUAAUCCACCCGGCUUCAAGCCCCGCGGCUUACACUUCACCGGCGGUAUGGCGCUCCCGCCUCCACGCAUUGGGUUGGCACUUUCGAUUCUUGGUGUCAUCGGCAUAACUCUUCAGCUAUUUCUGUAUCCAGGACUUAGCUCCCGACUGGGUACGGCGCGAAGUUAUCGGAUCUUCCUCCUAUUAUUCCCUGUUGCGUAUUUUAUCGCACCCGUUCUCAGCCUUGUGCCAAGUACUUCGAAGCCUCCAGCAGGCGUGUCUGGCGCACUCAUCUGGAUAGCGAUAACUGUUGUACUGUUUGUCCAGGUACUGGCUAGAACGUUCGCCUUGCCGUGUACCGCGAUUCUCAUAAACAAUUGCUGCCCGCACCCAUCAGUCCUGGGCACCAUGCAUGGUAUCGGCCAGUCUGUAUCUAGUUUUACUAGAACUUUUGGCCCGAUUGUGUUUGGCUGGCUAUUUGGAAAAGGUUUAGAUAUGGGCAUCGUCGCCUUGGGAUGGUGGGGACUUGCUUGUGUGGCUGUCAUUGGAAGCAUCGCAGCGCAGUUUGUAAGAGAAGGAGAUGGUCAUGAAAUUUUGCUCGAUGGGGAA
This is a messenger RNA of Paraphaeosphaeria sporulosa, 1608 nucleotides long. RefSeq names its product MFS general substrate transporter. The transcript is spliced from 2 exons. Lineage: Eukaryota; Fungi; Ascomycota; Dothideomycetes; Pleosporales; Didymosphaeriaceae. The record is from RefSeq and is a predicted model, not a curated record. Gene Ontology annotation, biological process: transmembrane transport. Gene Ontology annotation, molecular function: transmembrane transporter activity. The annotation marks the transcript as partial.